Molecule: messenger RNA, 2577 nt
Organism: Aspergillus homomorphus CBS 101889
Lineage: Eukaryota; Fungi; Ascomycota; Eurotiomycetes; Eurotiales; Aspergillaceae
Exons: 2
Coding region: 194-2407 (737 amino acids)
Molecular function (GO): lipid binding
Source: RefSeq, a predicted model, not a curated record
CAAGAAACCAGACACCUCGCAAUCAGCCAACCCACCCCCUCUUUUUCCUACAUUUCCCUCAGUUCCUCAUCCCUUGGACCAGCUCCUUGUAGUAUUUUCUGCCCCGUCAACACCAACCCCAGCUUGUUUCCAUCUACAAACCAGUAGAUCAUUCUACUCUUUUAGUGCUGUUUGUGACUAAAUCGUCGCGACCAUGCCGCAAGGGGAGACCGAGCCCCUCCUCCCUCGCUAUGAGGAGGACACCACCCUCCAGCGUCGCCUGCAUCAGAAGCUACACACCUACCAGAUGCUCCGGGCCCUCUCGGAUGGGUACAUGCCGUCGACUGAACAGGUUAUCAUCAAUCUCCGCACCUUGCUGGCUUCGGAUGUGCUCUCCACCCAGACCCAUGAUGUGGGCUCCGUGGGUCGUCAGAUCAUCCGCGAUUGUCGUCUCUGGAUUCAGGUUCUUAUCGAAUUCUUGAAGGAAAAGAAUGAGGACGAUAAGCUGCAGGAGUUCUUGUGGCAUCUCGCUCGCUCCAGAGCCUCCAUCGACCCGAACAAGAUCCAACAGCAGGCUCGCCAGAGUCGGGCCAGGGCCGACACUAAAGCAGCGUACGACAGCCUGCGCACCGUGGGCAGCCUCCUGCUCACCAACUCCGACUUCCGCUUGUUCGUGGAUGACCUAGCUACCGUCGGACGGCAGAUCUUCUCCGACACGGCAUUCUCUUUGUCCAGUGCAUCCAAGCAAAUCGGCGAGCAGCUCAAACCAUCUGAGGAAGAGACUAAAGCGGUGCAGGGUGCCGGUGCGGAUGAAGGCCAUACCCCGACGGGUGAGGACCUGCGACACGAAGCAACCGAGGUGGCGGAGAUUGCCGGCAAUGGCCUGGCUCGCACCGGCAAAGAUGCAGUGAGCAGCGCAAAGGAGCAUCUCGCUGGCCGGGAGAAAGAGGCCCUCCUGUAUCGACUGAAGCAGACUGUCCUCAAGCUCAAGGACCGCACUGACUACUCGGAUUCGAUCUCGACUCUAGGCCAGUUGAUUCGCCGGUAUGCUCAAGCCUACGUGAACGCGGCCUCUGAUGUCGUGACCGCGGCGGAAGAAGAUGUCGACGUCAACGUGGAUCUCAAGCAGGCAAUGCAGCACUUCUGGAUCUUGUUGCAAUCGUUUGGUGAUGCCGAAGAAUGGAAGGCGUUGGAGCAGCGCUUUGAAACUGUAUUGCAGCACGCUAACACGGAUCCCGAAUUUGAAAAGUUUCUGUCGGAGACCGGUUCCGUGGUGCAGGAGAUGCUCACCGACCCCAAGUUCUUUGACACCGCUGAAGAGAAGUUUGACGAGCUGAAGGAGAAGUCCAAGGAGGUCAAGACUGAAUCCCGAUUUAGACAGGAUGUGGAUGCUUUUCUAGUGCAGGCUAAACGAGCCCUGCGAACAGUGCCCGGCGAUAAGGCUGUGUCCAACCUGGUCAACGCGACCCACAAGCUCUACAGGGAUAUCUGGGAAGGCUAUCACAGCCGCGAGGGCCAGCUGCCGGCAGACUUGCUUGAGUGUUUCCUGCCCCUGGUUCUCCGUACAGUGCAGUAUAUCCCGAUUCCCCGCUUAGAGAUCUCAGCCCCCGAGGUUGAUCUGCUACUGGAGAGUUUGAUUCUGGAGCCGGGUCGGACGGUCAAUUACUCGUCCUUCCUUCCCUACCGCAUGCACGUCACCACGCGCAACGAUAUCGACAUCCUGAAGAAGCACUCCAAGAGAACCGCCACCGACAUCAAAACCACGUUCACAGCCACUGUCAACGGAUUGAACAUCAGUGCGUCCGAGUUCGGAUACUGGCUGCGAACACACUCCGGCCCCUUCCUGCGAUUUAACGACGAAGGUGUCGCCAGCUUCUUCCUCGACAAGCGCGGCGUCGACAUCUCGCUGGACAUCGAGGUCGGCAGAGAAAGGCUGGAACAGAUCUUCACCCUGCGCGGGGUCCGCGUGCAGAUCCACAAGCUUGACUACAAAGUGCACCGCAGCAGAUGGAAGUGGCUGCUCUGGCUGACCAAGCCCUUCCUCAAGCACCUCGUGCGUCGAGUUCUGGAGAAGAAGAUUGCCGAGCAGAUCGGCCAGGCCGCGUUCGCCCUGAACCGCGAGCUGGUUUUCGCCCGCGAACGGCUGCGGGCGGCCCGCAUCGCCAACCCCCAGGACCUGGCGAGCUUCGUGCGGGCCGUGCUGGCUCGCCUGAAGGCACUGCCCGAGACUGACGUCGAGACCCGCGUUGGGCUCGAGCCACCUGGUGAGGGCGUGUUCAAGGGGGUGUAUGCCCCUGGCAGUCUAGUCAAGGUCUGGCAUCAGCAGGCACUACGGGCGGAGGAAGCCAUUGAAGAGGGCGACGAAAACCGGACUUUGGCAGGAACCUGGCGUAAUGAGAUCUUCGACGUGCCCGUUCGUCGUGCUUGAGAUUAUUUGGGGAAGUAUUGCUUGUGACUGAUGGAAUACGAGGUCUGGUCUGGGGGAGAAUGCAACACAACAAUGUAUAGUUCUUGGUCUGGGAGGCGUUUUUCGGGUGUGAUUACCAGCGUUGCUUUUGCUAAGUUCAACGAGCUCAAUGAAUGAAUUAUCUUUUGGCU